AUGGCCACGCGGAUCGGACUCCUCUGGCUGCUGGGCCUGGUUCUGUGCGCUCUGGGCGUCGGCCACGGCCCGCGUCCCCCGUAUGUCUUUCCCCAGCGUCGUCUGGGAGUACACGAGCGCCGAAACAUGCAGCGAGAGAUCCUGGCGGUGCUCGGGCUGCUUGAGCCGCCCCGACCCCGUGUGCCACCCGCUGCCUCCCGGCAGCCAGCGUCCGCGCCGCUCUUCAUGCUGGACCUGUACCACGCCAUGGCCAACGACGACGACAGUGGGUCCCUGCAUUCUCACCUGGGGCGCUCCGACCUGGUCAUGAGCUUCGUCAAUAUGGUGGAGCGAGACCGUACCCUGGACUACCAGGAGCCACACUGGAAGGAAUUCCUCUUUGACCUAACCCAGAUCCCUGCUGGGGAGGUUGUCACAGCUGCUGAGUUCCGGAUCUAUAAAGAACCCAGCACCCACCCACUCAACACAACUCUCCAUGUCAGCAUGUUCGAGGUGGUCCAGGAACACUCCAACAGGGAGUCUGACUUGUUCUUUUUGGAUCUUCAGACGCUUCGAUCUGGGGACGAAGGCUGGCUGGUGCUGGACAUCACAGCAGCCAGUGACCGAUGGUUGCUGAACCAUAACAAGGACCUGGGACUCCGCCUCUAUGUGGAAACCGAGGAUGGGCACAGCAUAGAUCCUGGCCUGGCCGGUCUGCUGGGACAACAAGCACCACAAUCCAGACAGCCUUUCCUGGUCACCUUCUUCAGGGCCAGCCCGAGUCCUGUGCGGGCCCCGCGGGCAGCGAGGCCACUGAAGAGGAGGCAGCUAAAUAAAAGCACCCGGGUGCAGCCCUCCAACAAACAUCUACGAGUCUCUGAUGGUCAUGGCGCUCGAGGCAGAGAUGUUUGCCGUAGGCACGAGCUCUACGUCAGCUUCCGGGACCUCGGCUGGCUGGACUCAGUCAUUGCCCCCAAAGGCUACUCAGCCUAUUACUGUGCUGGAGAGUGCAACUACCCAUUUACCUCCUGCAUGAACUCUACCAAUCACGCCACCAUGCAGGCCCUGGUGCACCUGAUGAAGCCAGAUGUCGUCCCCAAGGUGUGCUGUGUGCCCACCGAGCUGAGUGCCAUUUCUAUGCUCUACUAUGACAGCAGCAACAAUGUCAUCCUGCGCAGGGAGCGCAACAUGGUGGUCCAGGCCUGUGGCUGCCACUGAGUUGGCAGCCUGCUGCCAUUGGCCCAUUAUCUGCUCAGCCCCUCUGACCAGGAAACAGAGACCCUAUCAGAUCCAAGGCCAAGGUGGAAAAGUCAGGUUUUCAACUCUUA
Messenger RNA from Peromyscus eremicus (cactus mouse), 1307 nucleotides. Its product is annotated as bone morphogenetic protein 8A-like. Gene Ontology annotation, biological process: SMAD protein signal transduction. Gene Ontology annotation, molecular function: growth factor activity; cytokine activity. The coding region runs from base 1 to 1197 and encodes 398 amino acids. NCBI's taxonomy places the organism in Eukaryota, Metazoa, Chordata, Mammalia, Rodentia, Cricetidae. The transcript is spliced from 7 exons. Gene Ontology annotation, cellular component: extracellular region. The record is from RefSeq and is a predicted model, not a curated record.